Molecule: messenger RNA, 753 nt
Organism: Gregarina niphandrodes
Lineage: Eukaryota; Apicomplexa; Conoidasida; Eugregarinorida; Gregarinidae
Product: LPS glycosyltransferase
Exons: 1
Coding region: 1-753 (250 amino acids)
Source: RefSeq, a predicted model, not a curated record
AUGUUACGUGCCAUCCUCGUGCCGUUCGUUUUCACUUUGGUGACAGCAUACACGGAAUCGUGGAAAUGCGGAUUUGAGAACGUCCCGAUGGUGUAUAUGAAUCUGGAUAAUCAAGUUGAGCGUCGGAUGCGUUUGACAGAAAUGUUCCCUGAGGCUAUUCGGAUACGGUCCGUUGAUGGAAGGAAUUCCACAGAAUUGUUGUCUCGGCUGGAUUAUGACUUCAACGCAGAGGAAUUUUCGAAUGGGCAACUGAUCUCCGCCACUAAGAACCAUUUCAAAGCCUUUCCGGGUGAAGUAGGAUGCUGUCUCACGAUGUUUGACGCCUUCAAGUAUGGGGUUGAACAGGGUUACGAGUAUAUGAUCCUCGCUGAGGACGAUGUGGCGGUGCCCUUAUGUCAGAUUCUUCCAUCUACGUUGGACCGGAUUAUAAACCAGCUUAAUGAGGCGGAUCCGGACUGGGAGGUAUUGCGGUUACAAUGGAGCGUUCCUGCACAUAGCUUGUAUAAGAUGAAAGUGAGCCAGUUCGACCGGCUGAGAAAACUCGUGCAAGAAUUCGGUGAGGAAUAUCGACAGUCACUCAUGGCGACCUACGGGGCCUGGGAAUAUGCCCCCAUAAUAGGAAGAUUUAGCGGCGGGUGGGGCACUGUCUUCAAUGUCUGGCAUCGGAGGGCCAUGGAAAAGUUUAUUCAAAAAUACGGGGGCAGGACAGUGAAUGGCGUGCAAAAAUGGAAAUGUCCUGACGACAAAGCAUGA